Didymella exigua CBS 183.55 is the source of this 1383-nucleotide messenger RNA. RefSeq names its product NmrA family transcriptional regulator. Lineage: Eukaryota; Fungi; Ascomycota; Dothideomycetes; Pleosporales; Didymellaceae. The record is from RefSeq and is a predicted model, not a curated record. The transcript is spliced from 3 exons. Bases 239 to 1147 code for a protein of 302 amino acids.
CUCGCAAUGCCCAGGGCUCUUGGGGCAUCGCCAAACACGAUGCAUCAGUAACUUUCGGGGCUCCCACCCGGCGUUGUCAGCAACACAAGAAGCAUUGUACCCGCGAUGGCAUAUAAAGCUCCACGAGGAGUCCCCUCCAUGAGAGCGUCAAACAUCACAGCUUCUCACCAAACCUCAUUCACAGACUCAUCAACCAUCCUCCUUGUUAUUUUCAGCAUUACCAGCAGAAGCUUUCGUCAUGUCUAAGCUCAUCACUGUUUUUGGCGCCACUGGCAACCAAGGAGGCUCGGUCAUCAAGCACAUCCUCGCUGAUUCGACACUCUCCAAGACCUUCAAAAUCCGCGGUAUCACUCGCGACACUUCUAAGCCUGGCGCCCAGGCUUUGGCUAAGCAAGGUGUAGAAAUGAAGAGCGCUGAUUUGAGCGACAAAGCCUCCGUGACAAAGGCUCUCCAAGGGUCUGACACGGUCUUCCUUGUCACCAACUACUGGGAGAGCGCCAAAUAUGAGGUCGAGUUCGACCAAGGCAAGAAUGUCGCAGAUGCCUCCAAGGAACUUGGUGUUCAGCAUCUGAUCUUCUCGUCUUUAUUGCACGUUGGCAAGAUCACAAACGGCCGUCUAUCUCACGUUCCUCACUUCGAGGCGAAGUCAGACAUUGAGGAUUACAUCAAGAAGAUUGGUGUCCCCGCUUCAUUCUUCCUGCCUGGGUACUUCAUGAGCAAUUUCACUCAGUCAGUGCAGAAGGGCGAAGAUGGUUCGCUGUCUUUCGCAUUCCCAGUCAGCAAGGACGCGAAAUUUCCUCUGAUAGACAUCGCUGAAGAUACUGGUAAAUUUGUCAAUGGAAUACUCAAGAACCGUGACGAAACCCUCAACAAGCACAUUCUUGGUGCUGAGAACUACUACACACCCGAGCAGAUCCGUUCAAGCCUAGAAGCGGCUACUGGAAAGAAGACUCACUUUGCGCAGAUCACAGCCGAACAGUACAAGGGCUUCCUGCCAGGUUUCAUUGCUGAGGAGAUGCUUGAGAACCACCAGUUUAUUGACGAGCCGGGAUACUACAACGGCGCCGAGCUCAAGGAAAGUCAUGAUAUCGUGGACGAUAAGCUUGUAAGCUGGGAGGAGUUUAUCAAGAAGAGUGGUGCUUUUUGAGGGGCCUUGCUUGAACAGAAUGACGCCGACGACUUCACAGUAGCAAAGUCUCAACAUCGGUCAAACACUUGUAAUUCUCCAAAGUGCUUAUCCACAGUGAAUAACUCAUGCGUCUUCCCAUUUUGGGGAUCCACGCCACCGGUACAUGGCUUUCCUGUAGGAGUCAGAAUUUAAUCCAAGGGCCUUCAGCUCUCCUCUCCACCUUCAACAGGCAACAUCCGCUACGCAUCCUGCGC